AUGUUCUUUCUUCAUACGCAUUCCUGCGAAUGUUUAAAGAGCGAUCUCUUCACCCUGCCGUCUACACAAACCAGUAUUGAGAGUUCACAAUGGAUUCACUACAAACCCGUGUUUUCUCUCACGGAUGACACGCCCGUCGAAUUCGUCGUAUUCGGGCAUGGAGAAGAAUACAUAGAUAUUGCUCACACCAUGCUGUCGCUACGCAUACGAAUAGAAACGGAAACCGGAGCAGGAGCUGCCGCCGCAAAAAUAGGCUCAGUAAACCAUAUAUUGCAUUCGAUGUUCAAUCAAAUCGACGUAUAUUUCAAUCAAAAGCUCGUGUCUCCUCCAAACACUUACGCUUACCGCGCUUACAUAGAGGCGUUAUUAAAUUAUGCUUCACCAGUAAAAACCUCCCACCUGGCUUCGUGCCUGUGGUACAGCGAUACUGCAGGGAACAUGGACGCUCUACUUGGAGCGACACCAAGCAAUCAUGGACUCGACAAGCGAGCCACUUUUGUACAAGGAGGGCGAACACUGGAUCUCAUAGGUCAUCUUCACUGCGACGUCUUCGAUCAAGAUAAAUUCUUGAUCAACGGUGUCGAAGUGCACAUGAGGCUUGUUCGUUCGAAAGAUUCCUUCUGUCUUAUGGAGGGAAAUACUAUGUCACGGAUACGCAUUUUAGAUGCUACACUACUCAUCAGAAGAACUAGAAUAAAUCCAGGCAUAUUACUCGUUCAUACGAAAAUGUUGACCAGGACUAUUGCUAAAUACCUCCUCACGAGAGUCGAGGUUAAAUCAUUCAUGAUUCAUAGCGGCGUCGUAGGAGAGAUACUGGACAACGUCAUUCUUGGACAAAUACCAAAGCGCAUAAUUGUCAGCUUUGUCGAUAAGAAAGCGUUUAACGGUACCCGGCUUUUAAAUCCAUUCAAUUUCCAGCAUUGUGGAAUAAAUUUCUUUUCGUUGUAUGUCGAUGGUACUCAAAUCCCUAGCAGACCGUUACAACCCAAAUUCUCUGAUAACGAAGUGCUCUACACCGAGGCGCAUCACACCCUUUUCUCAAGAACGGGUAUUCACUUUUUGAACGAAACUAAUUCUAUAUCCAGAGAAGAUUAUCCUGCUGGUUAUACUCUUUUCGCUUUUGAUCUCACUCCUGAUCUGUCAGCUAAUUGCGCGGGCCAAUGGAACCUUGUGAAACACGGUAGUUUACGAAUGGAAGUACGAUUCGAAAGAGCCCUCACAACAACGGUCAAUUGCUUAGUUUACGCUGAAUUUCAAAGUGUGCUGGAAAUAGAUUCUUCUCGUCAAGUCGUUGUAGAUUAUAGCGGUUAA
This is a messenger RNA of Harpegnathos saltator (Jerdon's jumping ant), 1311 nucleotides long. RefSeq lists its product as uncharacterized. Gene Ontology annotation, biological process: deoxyribonucleotide biosynthetic process. Gene Ontology annotation, molecular function: ribonucleoside-diphosphate reductase activity, thioredoxin disulfide as acceptor. Lineage: Eukaryota; Metazoa; Arthropoda; Insecta; Hymenoptera; Formicidae. The record is from RefSeq and is a predicted model, not a curated record. The transcript has a single exon. Gene Ontology annotation, cellular component: cytosol. Bases 1 to 1311 code for a protein of 436 amino acids.